CGCCCCCCCGUGCCUGGCGUGGGGCUCCCUGUGGCUGCGCCGCGGCGGCCGCUGCUGAGACAAGAUGGCGGCCCCGGGCGAGUACUUCAGUGUGGGCAGCCAGGUGUCGUGCCGGACCUGCCAGGAGCAGCGGCUGCAGGGCGAGGUGGUGGCCUUCGACUACCCCAGCAAGAUGCUGGCGCUCAAAUGUCCCUCUUCCAGUGGAAAGCCCAACCACGCAGAUAUCCUGCUCGUAAACUUACAGUAUGUUUCAGAAGUGGAAAUAAUUAAUGACCGCACGGAAACCCCUCCUCCUUUAGCUUCACUCAAUGUUAGCAAGCUUGCCAACAAAGCACGGACGGAGAAGGAAGAGAAGAUGAGCCAGGCAUAUGCAAUUAGUGCUGGUGUGUCUCUGGAGGGACAGCAGCUUUUCCAGACUAUACAUAAGACCAUUAAAGACUGUAAAUGGCAAGAGAAGAACAUAGUGGUGAUGGAAGACGUCGUUAUCGCUCCUCCGUACCAAGUGGAAAACUGUAAAGGCAAGGAGGGAAGUGCCCUGAGUCACGUACGCAAAAUAGUUGAGAAACAUUUUAGAGAUGUGGAAAGCCAAAAGGUAAUGCAAGGUUCACAAGCACAGCAAACACAGAAGGAAGCCGCCCUCUCAUCCUGAGUCCUGCCCCCUUCCGAUCACCAAGGGCACUCUUCCAAGAUCCAGCAGAAGCCGACAUGAUUUCUUCAAAGGAGACCGGGGCGGGGGAGGGCCAGGGUUAUAUUUUAUUUCCCGGGGGCUCUUUAACAGGGAGCUCACCACUUCCAAACUUUAGACUUUAAAACAAAAAAAGUGAAUAAUUUAAAAGAUCAUCCAUUACUUGACUAACAACCUUUCUUUUUCUUCGCCAUGUUUUCUCCUAGGACAGUCGGACUUUGUUAAUUUUAUUUUUGACUUCCUCUCUUCUUCCGCCACCCCACACAACACCCCCCCCUUUUAUUUUUGUAAAGGGGGGGGUCCGCCAUUCUCCCCUCCCUCCUUUGACUUAGGAGAAUCUGCUCUUCCCCCAACACCCUGAUAAAAAUAAAAGUAACAAUCUGACUGUGUUAACUGAAUCGGGGCCUUUCUGCCACCGGCAUGGUCCCGUUUUAAUUUUGUUUUGCACAGGGCAAGGCUUGAAUUAGUCUUAUUUUUCUUAUCUUUAAAUAUAUAUAUGAAUAUAUAUAUUAAAAUGUUCUUUAAAUAUUUUCUGCUUCUAGCAGUUCUCUUCACCGGGAUCAUGGCAAAAAAAGAAACCCUCCCCACCCCUAAUUGGCCCUGGCAGACUUGGUGACUUUGCGUGUGACGCUCCGGAGAGUUCGCACCCAUUAAGACUGGGGAUUUGGGGGGCAGGAGAGCCCAGGAGGUGGUGGUGCUCCUGAAAUCGUAAACCGCUUCUGACCACUUUCUUACUGUCCUGUUCUGAAGGCGAGUUGGCCCACUCUGGGAAGAAACAGGCGCUAGGAAUAACACAGGGUGGUGCUGCUAAUUUACCCCUCUCUGCCUCCCACAGUAUGGUACCGCAAAGCCGUCUCUCAUCCACAGUGGGCUGGGAGAUCCAGCGACACGGUGGCUUUCUCGUGCAUUGGCUCACGUCACUGAAUACUGUGCCUGU
Messenger RNA from Gopherus evgoodei (Goodes thornscrub tortoise), 1622 nucleotides. It is a transcript of the gene LSM12, whose product is annotated as LSM12 homolog. Gene Ontology annotation, molecular function: RNA binding. Bases 65 to 649 code for a protein of 194 amino acids. The record is from RefSeq and is a predicted model, not a curated record. NCBI's taxonomy places the organism in Eukaryota, Metazoa, Chordata, Testudines, Testudinidae. The transcript has 5 exons.